Messenger RNA from Tripterygium wilfordii, 1086 nucleotides. RefSeq names its product multiple organellar RNA editing factor 3, mitochondrial. Lineage: Eukaryota; Viridiplantae; Streptophyta; Magnoliopsida; Celastrales; Celastraceae. The transcript is spliced from 4 exons. Bases 69 to 869 code for a protein of 266 amino acids. Gene Ontology annotation, cellular component: mitochondrion. Gene Ontology annotation, biological process: cytidine to uridine editing; mitochondrial mRNA modification. The record is from RefSeq and is a predicted model, not a curated record.
CAAACUCCUCACCGCAUUCUCGCAGACAAGCAGAAACUCGGAAGGGACAUCAAAUCAGUACUUCGGCGAUGGCGCACAUCACGGCCCGGCGCACCGUAGCGUCACUCGUUACGCGAGCCCUCUCGUCUUCAUCUCCAACUUCUGUUUCCUCUUCUUCUCGCUUCGCUUUUGCUGUAUUCGACAAAAUCCCACUGCCCCACCUCCUCCCAAACCCGGUAAGAAUCCCCGUCCGACCCAAGACUUCCGGGUCUGGAUACUCGCCCCUCAACGACCCUUCUCCCAACUGGAGCAACCGGCCUCCCAAGGAGACGAUCCUUCUUGAUGGGUGCGACUACGAGCACUGGCUUAUCGUCCUGGAGUUCAACGACCCACAGCCCAAUGAAGAAGAGAUGAUAAACGCCUACGUCAAGACCCUAGCACAAGUAUUGGGCAGUGAGGAAGAGGCGAAGAAGAAAAUUUACUCGGUUUGUACGACUACUUAUACUGGGUUUGGUGCUCUGAUAUCAGAAGAGCUCUCUCACAAGGUGAAAGGAUUACCUGGUGUUCUCUGGGUUUUGCCAGAUUCAUAUCUUGAUGUCCCCAACAAAGAUUAUGGAGGGGACCUUUUCGUUGAUGGGAAAGUCAUCCAUAGGCCCCAGUAUUGGUACAACCAGAGUCAACCAGCUAGGAAUAGGCCUCGUCCACGGUAUGAUAGACGCCGAGAAACAAGGCCGGUUGAGUGGAGACAGCCAAUUCAAACACAGGACCAGAACCAAGACCAGAGACAGCCUCCACAGCAAUCAUCGUCAAUGGCUGGCCAAAAUUCUCCUCAUGGUGGAGCAAGCAAUUCCUCCGUGAACCAAGGAGGAUUUAAUCAGAAUAAUGUCUGAGAUCCAAUAUCUGUCAUAAGUUUGAACUUAGAAUGGGAAUGAAGGUUUGUUAAUCAAUUUUUAAUCUGAUUAACCUUGACUGGAUCUUUUGCGCUGCAUGUUUUUUUAGAAGCUAUGCAUAAUUCUCAUCAUAUUUAUGAAGAUUUGGAAAACUAUUUUUGAUGGUUCCUUCUGUUUGAAUGUUGUUGAUAAAUAAGUAAAAAGCUUGUUGAUAGAC